AUGAUGGUGUGCAGGCAGGUUGCCAGCUCGCCUUGUGUGCUGAGCAGUGCCCAGUAUGUUCUAGUGUUCUUUAAGGGUGUUCUAGUGUUCUCUAAGGGUGUUCUAGUGUUCUCUAAGGGUGUUCUAGUGUUCUGUAAGGGUGUUCUAGUGUUCUUUAAGGGUGUUAUAGUGUUCUCUAAGGGUGUUAUAGAGUUCUUUAAGGGUGUUCUAGUGUUCUUUAAGGGUGUUAUAGUGUUCUCUAAGGGUGUUAUAGAGUUCUUUAAGGGUGUUAUAGUGUUCUUUAAGGGUGUUAUAGUGUUCCCUAAGGCUGUUAUAGUGUUCUCUAAGGGUAUUAUAGUGUUCUCUAAGGGUGUUAUAUUGUUCUCUAAGGGGUGUUAUAUUGUUCUCUAA
Messenger RNA from Procambarus clarkii (red swamp crayfish), 390 nucleotides. RefSeq lists its product as uncharacterized. The record is from RefSeq and is a predicted model, not a curated record. NCBI's taxonomy places the organism in Eukaryota, Metazoa, Arthropoda, Malacostraca, Decapoda, Cambaridae.